Lottia gigantea (owl limpet) is the source of this 198-nucleotide messenger RNA. RefSeq lists its product as hypothetical. NCBI's taxonomy places the organism in Eukaryota, Metazoa, Mollusca, Gastropoda, Lottiidae. The transcript is spliced from 2 exons. Gene Ontology annotation, cellular component: Set1C/COMPASS complex. The annotation marks the transcript as partial. The record is from RefSeq and is a predicted model, not a curated record.
GAAAAAGAAGCUACUGAUUCACCACCAUUGAAAAAAGCUAAAGUUGAUUUACAGUCUCUACCAACUAGAGCCUAUUUAGACCAAACAGUCGUACCAAUAUUACUACAGGGCAUGUCUGUCUUAGCUAAAGAAAGACCUCCAAACCCAGUAGAGUUUUUAGCAGCCUAUUUAUUGAAGAAUAAAAAUCAAUUUGAGUGA